UUUUAAUGAUAGUUCAAUUCUCAAUUGACUGUCAUGAAUGCUGCACUGAGGGAGUGAGGGACGACUGACGACUAUCUUGCUAAGGCUUUCUACUGGUGAACUCUCCUUUGGGGUUUAGAAAGAAGGAUGGAAAACAAUGUCUCAUCAGUGAAAGAAGCCCCUAUAUCCAUGGAAAGUAAAGAGGAAUCACAGGAAUACAAUCCUUUUUCUAAGAAAAUUCUCGAGGUAUAUAAAGGCAUUCCUAUUCUAGAAAAAAAUAAUUAUGAAGCUUGGAAAGAGAAGAUAGAAAAUUUCUUGAAGAACGAAGGACUGGGGGAUUUUGUUCCUCCUGGACAUAUACGACGACGUGAAGAUUUGCAGAAGAGGCAAAAAAUUAAGUUCUUAUUCAGAAAAAAGUGUGGAGCUUGUGUACUACCAUAUAUUGAAGGAAUAAUGGAUAUCACACUUAUUUGGAAACAGUUGGCUACAAUGUAUGAGUUUCCUCAUCCAACAAAACCAGGGAUGAAGAUGAUGAUGGAUGGAACAAAUUACAGUUGGUGUCCACCUCUUCACAAAGCUAUUGUUGAUGGUGAUUGGAAGACUUUCUCUGAGUUCAAAUCAAGACACGAUGGACAAGCUCUUACAGCCAUGCUCACAUCAGAAGGCGAACUCCCUCUUCAUGUGGCAGUUCAAUGUGAAAAGGUUAAAAUUGUCAAGGAAUUGAUAGAAAUUAUGGAUGAUAAAGACCUAUCACGACCUGAUAAAGACGGCAGAUCAGCUCUCCAUAUUGCUGCUUCAGCUGGGAACCUAGAGAUUGUGAAGGCCUUGGUACGAAAGAAAGAGGAUCUAGUGAAAAUCAGAAGCGAAUACUAUGACGAUUGCAUUCCGGUCAUUGUAGCUGCAAGGGCUGGCAACAAGGAUGUGGUGAAUCAUCUUUAUAAGAUCACCGUAAGGCGAGAAGGUUUUCUGACGGACGACGACUCCACCAGUGAGCCAACAAGGUUUUCUGAAAUCUUUGAUGAUUUCAACGACGACUCCACCAGUACAGCUACAUUCCUUACAUCUCUAAUUUUUGGUGAUUUCUAUGGGAAAGCUCUUGAUCUUCUACAGAGAUAUCCAAAAUUAGUCUUGAUCAAGGAUGCUAACAACUUUACCGCCAUUGAUGCACUCUCAAGGAAGCCUUUUGCAUUUAAAAGUUCAUUCCCAACCAAAAAAAGUGGAUUUGGGACCUUGGGUUAUUAUUUUCAGAAAUUUAUGUACUCAUUGCUAGAUGUUCACGUCAAUUCCAAAAAUGCAUGUUGCCACACAAGAGGAGAUGUGGAAAAUUCCUUGGAUGCCAAUGGAGAAAGAAGUCAAGGAAGAAAUAUGAUAUGUGGAAAGGGCCUAAGCUUAUGCUUCCAUUGGCUGUUUCAGAAUGCACUUAAACUAGUGCCUGGUCACAAACACAUCUAUGAGGAGAAGUUGAAGCAUCAUACUGCUUCUAAGCUACUUAAAGUAGCACUGAGGCUAGUAUCAGAAGUUAGCGACCUUGGAAGUGUUGAGGAUGUAGUGGUUGCAGCAAUGUACCAAGCAACCCAGAAUGGGAUUGUUGAAUUUAUCCAAGAGAUUAUCAAUAACUGUCCUCAGCUCCUAUUACAGUGGUAUCCCCAGUCUGAUGGUUCAGUUGAUGGUGGCCAAAUGAAACAGUCUGAUGGUUCAGAUCAUGGACACCAAACAAUAUUUCAUUACGCAAUCAGCAACCGCCAGGAAAAGAUUUUUAAUCUUAUCCAUGAUCUAGGCCCAAUCAAGAAUGAUAUUGCAGGUAUGGCAGAUAAAUCUAAGAACCUCAUGUCACAUCUAGCUGCAAGAGAAGCACCCAUUCAGAGGCUCAAUCAAGUUCCUGGUGCAGCACUCCAAUUGCAACGUGAGCUACUCUGGUAUAAGGAAGUGGAAAGAAUUAUGCCCCCUACCUACGAAGAUUUUCAAAACAAUGAGAAUAAGACACCAAGAAUGUUAUUUAUAGAGGCACAUAAAAAGUUAGUACAAGAAGGAGCGACAUGGAUGAAGGAUACAGCAACACAAUGCAUGGUGGUUGCAACAUUAAUCACUACGAUUAUGUUUGCAGCAGUGUUUACCAUACCAGGCUCCAAGGAGAGUGAUCAUACCGGAGAACCCAAUUACAUACGUGGCAAGUUUCCGAUAGUUUAUGUCAUAUCAAAUAUAUUAGCACUUUGCUCUUCAGUCGCUUCAAUGUUGAUGUUUCUAGCCAUUAUUACUUCAAGAUAUUCGGAAGAAGACUUCUUGAAGACUUUGCCGCGAAUGCUGAUGAUGGGCCUUUUCUUUCUCUUCAUCUCCAUAGUGGGGAUGAUGAUAGAAUUUGUGUCCGCUAUCUUAGUUAUGCUUCGCUAUGAAGUCUUUUGGGUCUCAUUUCCAAUUGUCUUUAUAGCAAGUAUCCCAAUCACUAUAUAUGCUUUAGUGGAACUUCCUCUUUUCAUACAAUUGAUGUUCUCUACAACCUUCACAGAUGCUGUUAGGAAGAGAUCAAAACAAGCAUCAGCAGGUAUACAAGAUUACCACUGAAGUGUUGUUGUGGAAACACUGAGAAUUUGCAAUGUAAAACCAUAUAUGAAGUGUCUAGUUAGUCGUGAACCUUUGGGUUGAUUUAUAUAGAUAAUUAGUGGUAUUUUAAAAUGUCAAGUCUAUGGCGUCUGUGUAGACUCCUAUAGUCCCUCUAUGUGAUAUUUUUUUCUUUUGUUGGUGGGAAAAGGUAAAUGAAGAUAUGAUAAUUUGAGUAA
Molecule: messenger RNA, 2753 nt
Organism: Macadamia integrifolia
Lineage: Eukaryota; Viridiplantae; Streptophyta; Magnoliopsida; Proteales; Proteaceae
Exons: 9
Coding region: 127-2538 (803 amino acids)
Molecular function (GO): protein binding
Source: RefSeq, a predicted model, not a curated record